Molecule: messenger RNA, 1011 nt
Organism: Cynoglossus semilaevis (tongue sole)
Lineage: Eukaryota; Metazoa; Chordata; Actinopteri; Pleuronectiformes; Cynoglossidae
Product: zinc finger protein 335-like
Exons: 4
Coding region: 196-462 (88 amino acids)
Source: RefSeq, a predicted model, not a curated record
AACCAAGGCACUCUUGUUUUUAACGUAUAUGUUUUCUCUGGUCCGACAUUUCUGAUCCUGGUUCAGGUCCAGUACAUCAUCUCACAGGAUGGACAGCAUCUGAUUCCUCAGGAGUAUGUAGUAGUAGCUGAUGGCACACAGCUGCAGGUCAGUGCCCCCCAACCUCAACACAUUAACAGAGGGGGGUUAAGGGAGAUGUCUGAUGGACAGAUCAUCCAGUACGAGCACGACGGCUCCUUUAUACAGGAGCAGCAGAUUGCUGUGAGUCAUGAUGGUCAGAUCCAGUAUGUUCCUGUCACCUCAGAGCAGCAGGUUGUCAAUGCUGAAGACCUGGAGGCUGCAGCCCACUCUGCUGUCACAGCAGUGGCAGAGACGGUCUACACUGAAGCCACUCCUGAGCAGCUGGAGCAGCUGCAGCAGCAGGGCAUCCAGUAUGACGUCAUCGCCUUCACUGAAGAAUAGAAGGUUUUUAUCAGACUACAGACUUGCACCGUGCAGGACCAACACAGACCAGGAUAUACUGACAAGUACGUAAUGUACAGGCCUCGACGUAUUUAUGCAUUGACUAAAGCAGCUUCUCUCCUUCACACUGCUGUGUGUCUCCUGGGUGGUUGGACUGUUAAUUUUGUAAAAUAAAAUAAUUGCACCCAUUGUUAACUUAAUUAUAGAGGCUGUGCAUUUAGGAGCAGGAUUGUGACUAUUGAAAACGAUGCGUUCUUGUGCCUCAACUGCUUUGCAAGACAAUGUUAUGAAAUAUGAAAAAUGUUGUUGGAAAGUAUCUAGAAAACAUUUUAUUAUCAGAUGGAGAUUAUGCAAAAGGGAAAGUGUUUUUUUUAUCUGUUCUAAGAAAUGUCAUUUGCUUGAAUGUUACCUCGUUGUGUAAAUACUUUUGCAUUUGUCUUCUGUUCUAAAUGGGCUUUAUGUUUUUUUGUUUUUAGUUUUUUUUGAUUUGGUGAUGAUGAAGUGUUCAAUAAGCUGAAAGCUGACACCAAAUAAACAACCUUGUUUAAA